AUGGACGAAGAAAGUGAGAGAUUUAAAGAUGUGCAAAAACUGCAAGGAAAUAAUCUUGGAGAGGUAAGUAAAGUGAUUGUUGUUGUGCAUGUUGACACUGAAGUCCACUGACAAUAUAACACUUUUCCAGAUUUAAUACAAAGAGUACAGAUAGUCGUGGGUUUUGGAACAGGGUGAAAAUUAAAGUUGUUCAAUUCUGACUAGAAAAUUUUUAUGUGCUUAUCCUAAGUCGGUUGGUAUCGUCACCAGUUAGCUGGAAAACUGACUUGUUUAGCAACGAGGUAAAUGUUUAGUUGUUGUUCUUGUGAUUUAGGCUAAAAGCAUGUGCCGGACGGGAUAGCUCAGUUUGAAUGCUGCCUGCGUAUUUGAUGUCAAUCAGGACUAUCAAAGAUCGCUCAUACAUAGACACAACAGUUGCAGAGAAAUGAAGCAAGGCCACCUCAGUAAAGCGGCCCCAAAACUGCCCCGCUAUCCGAUAUCUGACGAUCUUUUGUAAGAUCAAAGAGGCCAAAUCCGCGGCUAUAGAAACGAGUCCAUCUCCAUGCUUAGUGUUAGAAACGAAAAGCGGCGGUUCAGAGGGUGGUACAAAAACUAACGGGUACAUGAAAUUGUAGACAAAACGGUCUCAUUCAGGAGGAUUUUUGUGAUUCACUGAACAUGCAUGCGUACAUGUCUUCAGUUAAAAUUGUCCCUUCUACUUGCCAUAUCUGAUAAGUUGAGAACCCUUCUUUUAGCAUUUAUCAUCUCAGUGGGGUCUUUAUCAGUAGAUUUUAACUGUGAACUUCAGUCUGUGCUUCACACAUAUUAACCUUACUUUCGGGAAUGAAAUUGCAACGAUCGAUAAAUAAGGUUUACUUUCUUUGAUUCGUCUCCAGGUUGCAAAUUUGGAGAUGCGCAUCAAAGAGCUGACUGAACAAAACCUGAGAUUGAAGGAUAAAGUAGUAGAGGCCCGAGAAAGCAGCAAAAAACUUCAAGAAGACUUACUUAAGAGUCAACAAAGAUGUUCGGAGAUCGAAAAAUGCAAUGAUGGAAAUGAAGUGAUGAGAGACAUCAUCAUAAAAAAGCUUCAAGGAGAAAAAGAGGAGCUAGACAAAGAAAUGCAUGUUUUGAAAAAGCACCUGGAACAUUUUAAUUUAAAUGGUGGACAAAAUGAUGCAGAUUUCGUAGAACUGAACAAGGAACUGCUACAAACCAAGCAAGAUCUUCAAGACUGUCAGGAAAUGGUGAAGUCUUUACAGAGAGAGAAUGAGUCAUUAAAACGUGAUUUGUUAGCAGCUGCAAAAAAGUUGGAGACGAUUCAAGCAGAGUGCGGAUCAGAAGAAGUGACAGGAAGUGGGUCAGAAAAUAAUUCUUUAUUGUAUAAAAUAGACAGCAUCAAGGAUCAACUGCGAAUGUAUCGUGAAAGCUGUUCUGGAUUAGAUAACGAAGUUGAAAUUUAUAGGGAAAAGUUGGAUUUAUGCAACGUGGAACUCGGGGCCAAGAAGGAGCAAAUUCAUGACAUCGAGAGGAGUAUUGAUGCUGCACAAAGAGAUAAGACAAGACUCGAACGUGAGUUACGGGAAGCCAAAAUAAAACUGGAAAGCUCAGAUGAGGAAUUAAACAACUUAUUAUCCGAAAAUCAGCAAUACAAGGAAAGGAUUAGAGAGCUAGAGUCAAAGACCGGCGAAAAUAGUGAGGAGAUCGCCUUCCAGAGGGGCCCCAAUCAAGAAUCGUCGCCUGAAGAAGACAAUAAGAAACUUGAAUACUUAGAGGCCGAGUUAUCGGAGAUGAGUCACAGACUGUCUGAAAGUGAGGCAGAAAGCUGUCGCCAUAAAUCACAGGUUCAAGAAUUGAACGUGCAGCUGAAGCAGUUGAUGGGCAAAAUCGCAGAACUAGAGUCACGCGCCCCAAUCAAACCCUAUGAUGGAGGGUUAGACUCCAAUGCACUACUCCAGCAAGCCAAGAGACAAGCGCAAGAAACACGCUUCGCGUUGCAGCGGAAAGAGAAGGAAAAUAACGAUCUCGAGUUGAAGUUGAAGGAAACGCGAGAAGAAAUGCACAAAAUGGAAAUCCAAACUAACCUUGGCGAAACACAGAGAGCUUCGCUAGAGAAAAAGCUGUCAGAGGAAAGAGAAAAAUGCUUAAAAAUGCAAGAUGAAUGCACUGGCCUUCAGCAAAGUAUUUCGAAACAGAAAAAAGAAGAAGAUGAUUAUAAACGUCAGCUUGCUGACAGGGACGUGAUUAUUGCUGAGCAGAAGGUCGUAGCUGCUAACAUGGAGUUAAAAUAUCAAGAACUUAGCGAGAAGCACACUGCGGUUCUUGAAGUGCAAGACCAAUAUGAACAGGAGAUACAGGAGUACAAAGACGACCUGUUGCAGACUCAAAAAGAUAUGGCGGAUAUGCAAGUGGACUCCAAAGUCGCGGAAAGUGAAAAGCAAGAGUUCAAACAACAAGUUGAUAUUGCUAACAAAACCAUUUCUGAUCUACAGUCAAAGCUUGAAGCCGCAGAUCAAGACAUGAAGGAAAAAGAACACGAGAUUUCAUCGACGAAGGAAAGAUUGAUAAGAAUGGAGGAAGAAUUGGAUGAAGCUUCUGAGGUAAAAAAAAAUCUGGAACUCCAGCUUCAUGAAAGUAACUCGAAUAUCAAGAGGAAGAUCGAAGAGGAAAGCAGCAUUCAGAGCCAGAUGGAGGAACUGCAGAAAACAUGCGAAUGUCUUCGUCAACAGGUGGAAGAAAAAGAACUUCUUGUUGAAAAUCUCAAGGACCAGAUCAGUUCUCUAGAAACAGACUUGGAUACAGUUAAAACUGAGCUUUCAUACAAGGAGUCUUUGAAUGAGACAAACUCCGACGAGCUUAAAAGGGUAAACUUGAAACUCAAAAGCAACGAGGAGGAAAUCAGUCGCCUUACAAAAGCGUGUGAAAACAUCUCAAAAGAAAAAGAAUCCCUUGACAUUGACUUGUCCGUGGCAAGGACGAAAAUAGACACAAUGGAAUCUAACUUAAAGGAAAAUGAAGCGAAGGAGAGUAAUCUGGUAAAAACUCUGCAAGAAGAACGCAAUAAGUUUGUUUACAAGGAGGCAGAUGUUGCUUCCUAUCGCUCCAAAAUUACUGCAUUGGAGCUGGAGUGUGAGGGACACGUCAAAGGAAAAAAAGAACUUUGCCAAAAAGUUGAUGAUCUAGAGGAGAAAAAAGCAGCAUUGAAAAACCAGCUGGAUGAAACUUUGACGUCUCGGGAACAUGAAUUUCGACGACGAAUCGAACUUGAAGAAAAAAUGUUGGAAAUGCAGCAAGAUCUCAAUGAAGCUAUCAAGACCAAGUCACAGGGAGAAGAAGAGCUUCAGGAUUUUUGCAGUAAGCUGGCGAAGUACGAGGGACAAAUCGAAACACUUCAAAGGCAAAACGAAGAGCUUAAAGAAAAAGCUAUUGAAGCCAACAUUGAACUUGCUAAAAACGGUGAAGAGCUAAUGAAACUAGAAAUUGUAGCGACAGAACAUCAGAAAAUGUAUGAGUCUGCGCAGGCUAACUUGUCGCAAAAAGACAAAAACUGCGAGGAUAUGCAAAACACGAUCAAAACUUUACAAAUCGAGUUGAAUAACGUCAAAAAUGAUCUGACCACGAGUAAACUGUCUCACGAGUUUGCCCUGGACGAAAAUAGCAGGCUCACUAGAAAGACACAAGAGCAAGAGACGAAAUUAGGGCUCUUUGAAAAUGAGAUUUCCGAUGCAAGCGAAGAAAAUAGGAAAGUGAAUGUCGAGCUGAGUUCUCAGAAUACAAAGUUUAAAAACCUGCAAAUCCAGUUAGGAACAGCCACAAGGGAAAAAGAGCGUUAUAAAGACGAUUUACAAUCUGUAGAAAAGAAAUUACAGAAACUUCAAGAGGACCUUCUGGUGGCUCAUAAUCUUGUACGAGAGAAAGAGCGAAUCGUUGACAGCUACAGGGCUGAAAUUGCUGAAAAAGACGGACAGAUUGAACAAAUAAAAAGCUCCAAAGAGUCCUUGGAAGGGAAAAACCUAGCAUUAAAGAAGGAAUUACAAACCAUUACAUUCUACCAUGACUCCACGGAGUCAAAGCUGAAGUCGUCUCAAGAUGAAAUUAAUUCCUUGAAAAGUAAGCUGAGUCAAUAUGAGACAACGUUAGAAGCCCUUGUUAAGGAGAGGGAUGACAGAGAAAUAAGAAGAGAAGAUUCCACCCAUGAACAACACUUGAAGCUCAUGUUAGAACAAAGUAAAGAACGACAGGCAGUCCUUGAGAAGGAAAUUUCAAGCAGCAAAACGAAAAUCUCUAAACUUGAGCAUGAUAUCAAAAUGUCUCGUCAAGAUUGCCUCGACACUCAGUUCGAACUUUCUAAAUCACAAAGACAACUCGAAGACUUGAAGGUCACCUCUGAUCAGUGUGAUAAGGAGAGGAAAAACCUGCGAGAAGAAGUGUUGGAAGUUAACCGAAAAUUAUCGGAACUGGAACUGAAAUACGAGGACGAGCGGAGAGAUAAUAAAGUGGUUCAAAGCCAAUUACAAGACACAACAGUCAGGGCGGAUGCCAAUAGAAACGAGAUACUAAAGCUCAGCAAACAGUGCGUGGAACAAAAGAUUCAUUUAGAGGCAACAAAGAAAGAGAUCGAGCAAAAAAAUAAUCAGAUACAAGAACUUAAGGCGGACAAAGAACACUUGGAGAAAAAGUCCACAGAACUUAGAAGCAGCCUUACAAGUGCUAAACCACUCACACUCUUCGAAUCUCCCCCUGUGGUUGUUGAAGUUCUACUCUAAUAACGGGUUGUCUUCUUGUAAAGAUUAGACUUUCUGGCUAACGUCUUCCGUUGUUUUUGUGUCGUUUGCUGAUUUCUCGAACUUGAAAUGA
Messenger RNA from Porites evermanni, 4833 nucleotides. The record is from the annotation of a GenBank genome assembly. Lineage: Eukaryota; Metazoa; Cnidaria; Anthozoa; Scleractinia; Poritidae.